UCCGUCCUUACAUAGUCCUGUGCAUCGUCACAUCCUUGGACUUUUGUUUUUACCAUAUUCGCGUUACCGAAUUCAGAGAUUAAGGCGAUCAGAGAAGCUUGACGAGACUUGUGCACUUCUAGUUCUUCAGGCAGGCUAAGCACACCCUGCACGACAAUCUCACUUUCAACGCCAUCAGAUCAUGGCUGAAGAGAUUGUGAUAGACAAGACUUCGUUUUUCAAUCGGUUGUCAAGCUUCUACACGGCAUGGAGAGCGGACAAACGCUCAAGUCACCCCACAUUUGGUGGUGUUGGCUCGAUUGUCAUCUUAAUGGGCAAGACUGACGAGGCGAAUACUUUUCAAAAGAAUAACGCUAUGCAUUUCUGGUUGCUUGGUUAUGAGUUUCCAGCCACGCUUCUCGUCUUUACGUUGGAAGCUGUUUAUGUUGUGACAACUGCGAAGAAAGCCAAGCAUCUUGAGCCGUUGAGGGGUGGCAAGAUCCCAGUUGAAAUACUGGUUACAACAAAGGAUCCUGAAGGGAAAUUGAGGUCUUUCGAGAAAUGCAUUGAAGUCAUCAGAAGCACUGGUAAUAAAGUCGGUGUUUUACCGAAGGACACAACUGCAGGUCCCUUCGCCGAAGACUGGAAGCGCACUUUUGCGACAUUAUCUGGCGAAAUAGAGGAAGUUGACAUUUCGCCGGCUCUGUCGGCUGCAUUUGCAGUGAAAGAUACCGACGAGUUGGUGUCCAUAAGAAACGCUUCACGAGCUUGCAGUGGCUUGAUGUCUGAAUACUUUGUGGAGGAAAUGUCACGCCUUCUCGACGAAGAAAAGCAAAUGACUCAUAAGGCUCUUUCCGCGCGGGUCGAUGCAAAAAUCGACGACGCUAAAUUUUUCAACAAACUGGGCAAACUACCGGCCGAGUUCGACGCUCAACAGAUUGACUGGGCCUAUGGACCCGUCAUUCAAAGCGGGGGAAAGUAUGACCUUAGACUCACAGCAGUGUCUGAUAACAGCAAUCUCGAACCGGGCAUUAUUAUCGCUGGAUUCGGGAUACGGUAUAAGACUUACAGUUCAAUGAUUGCGCGGACCUACUUAGUGGAUCCGAGUAAGUCUCAAGAGACAAACUAUGCCUUUCUUCUGGCUUUACAUGAAGCGGUUAUGAGAGAUGUGCGCGACGGCACAAUCGCCAAAGACCUAUACAACAAGGCGAUCAAUUUAAUCCGGACGAAGAAACCGGAACUUGAGUCCCACUUCGUCAAGAGUGUCGGUGCUGGUAUCGGAAUUGAGCUUCGAGACCCUAACAUGGUGCUGAAUGGGAAAAACAGCAGAACACUGAAAAGCGGCAUGACUCUCUCUAUCACAGUGGGACUAACAGACGUUGAAGACCCGGAAUUGAAAGGAAGCAAGAGUUCAACUUACUCUAUGGUCAUCACAGACACCGUUCGUGUGGGAGAAAAUGGGCCACAUGUGUUCACCAAGGAUGCAGGUCUUGACAUGGACUCCGUAUCAUUCUACUUCGGAGACGAAGAUGAACCUCAAAAACCCAUCAAGGAGAAAAAGGAAGCGAAAACCAGUGCUAUCGCUAGCAGGAACAUCACAAGAACGAAGCUCCGAGCGGAACGGCCAACUCAAAUAAAUGAAGGUGCUGAGGCGCGUCGCCGCGAGCACCAAAAGGAGCUAGCCGCUAAAAAGACAAAAGAGGGCCUUGAUCGAUUUGCUGGAACUACCGGAGACGACAAUGGAGUUACGCAGAAAAAAUUCAAACGGUUCGAAUCGUACAAGAGGGAUAAUCAAUUGCCAACAAAGGUGAGAGAUCUCACGAUAUAUGUUGACCAAAAAGCAUCUACAGUAAUAGUUCCCAUAAUGGGUCGACCAGUCCCGUUCCAUAUCAACACAAUCAAGAAUGCAAGUAAAAGCGACGAGGGCGAAUAUGCGUACCUCCGCAUCAACUUCCUUUCCCCCGGCCAGGGAGUUGGUAGGAAGGACGACCAGCCUUUCGAGGAUCUGUCGGCUCAUUUCCUGCGAAACCUGACUCUUCGUUCUAAGGACAACGAGAGGCUGGCUCAGGUUGCCCAGGAUAUCACUGAACUGAGAAAAAAUGCUUUGAGGCGGGAGCAAGAAAAGAAGGAGAUGGAAGACGUCGUAGAGCAAGACAAGCUCAUUGAGAUCCGAAACCGCCGUCCUGUAAAGUUACCUGACGUCUAUCUUCGGCCUCCUUUGGAUGGGAAGCGCGUUCCGGGUGAGGUCGAGAUACAUCAGAACGGUCUUCGAUACAUGUCUCCGUUCCGGAAUGAACACGUCGACGUGCUCUUCAGCAAUGUGAAACAUUUGUUCUUCCAGCCGUGUGCUCACGAGUUGAUUGUCCUCAUUCACGUCCAUCUCAAAACGCCUAUCAUGAUUGGGAAAAGGAAAACGAGAGAUGUGCAGUUUUACCGGGAGGCCACCGAGAUGCAAUUCGACGAGACUGGCAAUCGCAGGCGCAAACAUCGCUAUGGAGAUGAAGAGGAAUUCGAGGCCGAACAAGAAGAAAGGCGACGCAGAGCAGCAUUGGACAGAGAAUUCAAGGCUUUCGCUGAGAAGAUAGCCGAUGCCGGGAAAGACGAGGGCGUUGAUGUCGACAUACCAUUUCGAGAGAUUGGUUUCACUGGCGUCCCCAACCGCUCCAAUGUUCUGAUACAACCGACCACUGACGCCCUCGUGCAAUUGACGGAACCACCCUUCCUAGUCAUCACCCUGAAUGAGAUUGAAAUUGCCCAUCUCGAGAGAGUGCAGUUUGGUCUCAAGAACUUUGACCUAGUCUUCGUAUUCAAGGACUUUCACAGGGCCCCUGUUCAUAUAAACACGAUCCCGGUUGAGUCCUUGGAAGGCGUGAAAGAUUGGCUGGAUUCCGUCGAUAUUGCUUUCACCGAGGGACCUCUGAACCUCAACUGGACAACCAUCAUGAAAACGGUUGUGAGUGAUCCUUACGGUUUCUUUGCGGAUGGAGGUUGGUCCUUCUUAGCCGCAGAGUCUGAUUCGGAGGACGGAUCGGAAGAGGAGGAGGAGUCUGCAUUUGAGCUUUCCGAGUCGGAAUUGGCGGCGGCAGAUGAGAGCUCUGAGGACGAUAGCGAAUUUGACGACGAUGCUAGCGCAGAGGCAAGUGAUUUCAGCGCAGAAGAAGAGAGUGGUGAAGAUUGGGAUGAGCUCGAAAGGAAAGCUAAGAAGAAGGAUAGGGAAGGCGGCUUGGAUGAUGAAGAACAUGGCAAGAAGCGAAAACGGUAGCGUGGUUUAUGCGACUUCUCGUCCAAAUACUCUUGAGUUUCAUCGAUCCGCCUUUCAUCGACUACUCUUUCAUAUAGAUUAUCUUCGAUAAUAAUGGUCAUGUAUUGGCUCAGUAGAAUCUUGCGGAUAGGGCUAUGGGCUUUGCUUUGACAGUGUAUCUGGGUAGAUGAAUAAUGGCUAA
Molecule: messenger RNA, 3422 nt
Organism: Aspergillus novofumigatus IBT 16806
Lineage: Eukaryota; Fungi; Ascomycota; Eurotiomycetes; Eurotiales; Aspergillaceae
Gene: spt16
Product: chromatin-remodeling protein SPT16
Exons: 7
Coding region: 182-3241 (1019 amino acids)
Biological process (GO): transcription elongation by RNA polymerase II; positive regulation of transcription elongation by RNA polymerase II
Cellular component (GO): FACT complex
Molecular function (GO): nucleosome binding
Source: RefSeq, a predicted model, not a curated record